CUCAGUGUCUUCGAAUCCUUUAAACCGGCCGGACUCGACGGAUGAGUAGUUCCGCGUCGCGCGGCUUAAAUUCAUAUAUUCGCGGGUGAUUUUUUCAAUUUUAUUUCAUUCCUUUCCCAAUUCUGUUUUUAUCACCCGUUGUAGCGUCCGUUUCACUUCACUUUCUUCAUACGCCAAAUCACACCGCAUGAUUCGAUGAUUCACGUGCAUGGUCGACUACCAGGAUCCAAUUAGUUAACCAUGCGGGUAUCCGUGAUUCCUCUCUUUUUAAUAACGAUCCAGGCAGCCUGGGGUCAGUUGAACUUUGAUGGUAAUCCUUUGACCGAGGACACGAUUUACACGGCCGAAGAGUCGCAGUUGGCAGAGAAUGCGGCUAAGGGGCGUUCCCUGGAAAUCUCGGAUACGGAGACAGAUUCGUAUUUGCUUGCUGCAAAAAGCCUCCAAGCCGAACGGGCCCAGAACAAAUACCAAGCUAACGGUGAUAGGUUUGUAAGCCCGGGGCCCCCCCGGCUUUCAACGAGAAACGAAAUAUCAUCGGCGGUGAGCUCCUCCGCGAACUCCUACAAGACCAUCACGGAUGAAGACCUCAAGUCGCCAGUGUCAGCAGCCGCAUCAUAUCCUGCGGACAAAACGCAUACCUGGAACCAGGCCUACCCGGAGAAUGCGGAAACCGCGCAUCAGCCGGAAUUGCCCGAGCAGUCAGAUGCGGCCCUGGCGAUGUUCCUGAACUCGAAAACACCCGAGGAGUCCAAGGUGGCCCUCGAAGAGUACCUUGGUGGGGCCCAAAAGCCGAGUGACUUGUCGGCCCAUCACCAGCCCCACAUAUCGGACAUAGUACUGCCUCAGCGAGAAGACUUGAGUCGCGGAAACGAGCAAGUUAACCUAGCGGGCCAGCCGGAACUCCAGUACCCUCAGUAUGCACAGCCGGAAUACGCGAACCCACAAAUAAAACCAGCCCAAAUGCCGUUUGCGGCGGAUCGGGUGAUCGGCCAUAACGCAAACUGGGUUAAUCGACCGGUCCAAGGUAUGGUCGAAAAGGGUCCGGCAGUUCUUAGGGGCCCACCGGUCCCCUACAGGAGGCGGAAUUUCGUUGUGAGGCCGCCGUACGUGGGCGGCAUUUAUCGCGCUCAGUCCAGAGUGGGGCCUCCAGUAUUUCCGCCCGGAGGCUACGGCCACGGAGCUCCGGAAAUAAUUUACACCAAGCCACCCGGCUACCAUAAACGGUAUUAUUCUAAGGCUCCGAAUCCGUACGAAGACGCAAGCGCUUGGUUUCCGGACGCCAAUCAUCCUCCGCCGGAUCUUAACGUUUAUCACUCACAGUUAUACGCCCAGUCCUACGAUCCGUACUACUACAACUACAUUGCCAAGUACGGAAAGAUCAAGCCUCAUCUAUACGGGAAGUACCACGAACACCAAAAGGAAAGCUUCUUCUCCGAACUGUUCAAAAGUUUCAAAAAACACGGGAUGAAACACGUUAUGCACCCCAUGUUUCUUCUCGGUCUUGGGAUACCCAUGGUCACUCUUAUGCUCUCCGCACUCGUCGGCAAACGGUCGUUUGCUCGCUCCAUUUCCGUCGACGCCAACGGUGGCCGCAUCACUGACGAAGACAUCGACGAGUGGAUUGACAAACUUCGUAAAGCUCUUGACUGCUACUCGGGAUCAGCCUCCGAAACUGAGAAGAAGACUGCGUGCUCGGUCUUCGAUUAGUGCGAUGCCGAUUGUUGUGUGUUCUUGGUUGUGUACAGAGGGUACAGGAAGCAUUGUAUCUAGUUGGUUCCUUCGACGCUCGAAAUCGGCUGGAAAGUGAUCAAACCUCGCAUCAAUUUAUACGUAUUCAAUUGACUGAAUAGAGGGGUUGGUCUUGAACUACGCAAACGCAUAUGAACGGGGAAAUACUUACUAUGUACAAUCACGACGUGCACGCGGAGAAACAUUGGGGUGGGCAUAGGAGUAUCUGUUCAUGUAUCGUUUCUUGAUUUCUUUUUGUAAAUGAUUUGUUAGAAAGAGAAGAUAGACAAACGAAUCACGAAACAAUGAAUCUUAUCGCGCGUUUGAAUUCUUAGAUAGUUUCCCUUCAAUUAUCAUAGAAUCGUUCAAACACUACAUGGAUUCGUAUCAAUUACGAUGACGAUAAAUUUAUUUUACCUUCUAUAAGGGGUCAAAAAUGAUCUCAGUCUUGAACAUUGUAUGCACCGUUUAAACAUUUCCUAGUCUCCUGACAGGCCGUGACUAAGUCGAUUUCACGCUCACAAUCAGACAUGCCCGGGUUCCUGAAGUAAGAAGCGAAGAAAAUCCCAUUUGCAUUUCACGAUCAUAUCGUGCUUUCAUCACAAACUGAAGUUUUGCACUAAUAAAUGUGUUAGAAACUCACGUUAACCACAAAACGGAAUUCAGUAACGGAUGCAAUGGAGUAGGGAUGUUUACUUCACGACUAUGAAAUAUGCAGUGUGCCACCCAAUAGUCAGAUUACCGAAAACAUGAGCACUCACGGCUAUUCCAGUUACUACAGAAUUGAAGUACGUCCGUACCAUCGUUCUUCGAACACUCACACGAUCUUGAAUUGCGAAUGAAAUAUUUUCAUCUUUGACGUCAAGGUGCCGCGCAGUCUAUAAGGUGUGCAUGCCCUUAACGGGCACACAUCGAGUUUUACUUACUUGGCAAAAAAUGACUCGAGUUCUGCCGGCGUGGAAAUUCUUGCGAACUUCAGUGACGGUUGAUAAUUAUUUCCCAGAAUCGCAGAUUAAUUAUAUGUAGUGAUUUAACGACAUAGUAACAUUUUUAGUCACGUGGCCUGGUUAGACCGUUGUAACGUAUAUGUAGUCAUCUUUUGCGGUCAGUAACUUUAGGCUUUCGAAGCCAAUAAUCACAUGUUGCGAUUUCAUCGAAACAGUACAAUUUUUUAUCGAAUACUAUUUUUCAUUUCCAUUUAGCGCAGUAUAUUAAUUCGUUAGACACGAUAUGCAGUUACCUUGAAACUAUGUAAGAUAACGUUUAUUGAAUGAGAAUUUAUCGGCAAAAUUGCAAGUGUAUCACAUAAUCGCAAACGUUAUCAGUUUCAAGAGAUUCACGACGCACUUGCAAUUUUAAUAUUUACUUUUUAGAUACUAAAAUCGGUAGACUACAUUCUAUAAUAUGAUAUGGCAGUGCAUUAUUAGUACCUAAUGAUGAAAAUACGACGUUGGUACCUAAAUGCGAUUAACUUCUAACUCCGUUGUAUUUAUUCUAUUUAAUCUAUAUGAAGUAUGAAUGGAUGUGUAUAUAUUUAUAAUACGUUUAAAUAUAUAUAAGUGUUCUUUUAACCCGAAAUGUUAUCACCGAAUAACUUGGAAGAUACGCAUAAACAAUGAAUAAUUCUUCCAGGGUUAGAUCGGGUGAAAUAAUGGAAAAGUAUGAGUGUAAUACUAAAUGCGUUUCAUAUAUUUAAAUAAAGAAUGUGCAAGAUAUA
Molecule: messenger RNA, 3445 nt
Organism: Neodiprion virginianus
Lineage: Eukaryota; Metazoa; Arthropoda; Insecta; Hymenoptera; Diprionidae
Exons: 2
Coding region: 241-1707 (488 amino acids)
Source: RefSeq, a predicted model, not a curated record